AUUCUUCGUACACCGACAAUUUCAAUUUCCCUCGCAAGCACAGUGCCACAGUCGACUCUGCUUUUUCUCGAUCAUCGAAUCAGACGAAAGAUGCAAACCCAAAAGGUUGAAAAAACGUUCAAUGUAACUAAAGCCAAACAAAUUAAAUGCAUUCGCACCUUAUUCCAAGAAUUUGGAGAUAGGCCAGAGCAGAGGAGGAGAAAAGAAGAUGGAAGAUUUUGCUCAGGUAGCAGGUGUGAACGCUCUGGGAGUGAUCAAUUUAAUCAUCGCGGCAUCCAAAAAUGCCACUACCCAUAAAAGGAACUGCGAGCAGUUAGCGGAGCACGUGAGAAUGAUCGGCAACCUAUUAGAGAAGCUAAAGUCGACGGACCUGAUGAAGGUGUCGGCAACAGCAGAGCCGCUUGAAGGGUUAGAGAAAGCUCUUGGAAAAGCUUUGGAGUUGGUGGACAGUUGCAGAGAAAAGAGCUACUUUUACAUGCUUGCCAUGGGCUGGAGCGUAGUUUAUCAGUUUCGCCUGGUUCAGAAUGAAAUUGAUCGAUACCUGAAGCUCGUUCCCUUGAUUGCCAUUGUUCAUGAGUGUAGAAUGCAGAAUGUGCACGUAAGCUUGGAAGCUGUAGAAGGUGAUCAUCGUGAAUACACUCUAGACGUGGAGGAUGUUGAUGCCCAAAGAGCAGUACUGAAACCUGAUCGAUCAAAGAAAGAUGCAAAUGUAUUAGAGAAGUCACUAUCUAGAAGGUAUCCUGACUUGAGAUUCCAUGAAGCUCUCAAGGAGGAGAAGGAGAAAUUACAUCUUGAGCUGCACCUCUCACAAGCAAACAAUGAUCCCAAGAAGUGCAGAAUCAUUGAACAUCUUAUUGACGUCACGCAAAAUGUCAUUAAUGUGCCAGCUGAAAAGUUUCUUGCCCUCAAUGCACAACCUUACAUAGGAACUGGGUGGGUAUCAACUGCAAAAGUUGGCAAGGUGCAGAUGGUGAAUGCCUCACAGGCUGAACAUCUAGAAAAAUCAGAGUGGCAAACUGACCUCUUUGACUGUUGCAGUGAACCCUGUUUAUGCUUCAAGGCAUGUAUCUAUCCAUGUGGCAUAUUCCCAAGGAUUGCUAGUUUGGUUUCGCAUGGGAAAAUAACUCGUGAACAUGCACUGAAUGAUCUGUUGACAUACUCCUUAUUCUGUGGUUGUUGCUGUUAUACUUGUUGUGUAAGAAGACGCCUGAGACGACUUUUCAAUAUUGAGGGAGGUUCAUGUGAUGAUUUUAUAACUCAUCUUAUGUGUUGCUGUUGCGCUAUGAUCCAAGAGUGGCAUGAACUCGAACUGAGGGACUUUGAAGGUUGUCAAGGGAGGAAGAUGAUUCCACCUCCAUACCAGUAUAUGAAGCCUUGAACUCAGUCAACCAUUCUGCGAAAGGUCAAAAUUCGCAAUCUUCCACACUGUUGUGGAAAUCUUUCUACAGGUGUAAAAUAUUAUUAUUAGAUAGAGCUUUACGAAUAGAUACAUAAAGUUUUUGUAGAUAUAUAUAAGCUGCAACCUUUGCUAUUAUGUACUAGAUUAAGUAGACAGGAAGCCAUCAAAGCUCUAAGGAUCUAGUAGUGAUUUAUGCAGGUAGUUUUAUCAGGUCCAGGACGCAAGGUGCACAAGUUUGAGCAGAGUAAUGGGGUGCCCUUCCCCUCCCCUUUUUUUCUUCCAUUAAUCAAGACAAACAAUGAUAUCUAGAUUUUUGAUAACCACAUUGUCAAUUCUUAAAGUACAGCACGAGUGAGAUUUGGAAAAACAUAUAAGAGCGGA
This is a messenger RNA of Solanum dulcamara, 1780 nucleotides long. RefSeq names its product protein MID1-COMPLEMENTING ACTIVITY 1-like. The record is from RefSeq and is a predicted model, not a curated record. The transcript is spliced from 7 exons. Gene Ontology annotation, biological process: cell surface receptor signaling pathway. The coding region runs from base 209 to 1378 and encodes 389 amino acids. Lineage: Eukaryota; Viridiplantae; Streptophyta; Magnoliopsida; Solanales; Solanaceae.